Molecule: messenger RNA, 129 nt
Organism: Funneliformis geosporum
Lineage: Eukaryota; Fungi; Glomeromycota; Glomeromycetes; Glomerales; Glomeraceae
Source: the annotation of a GenBank genome assembly
AUGUCAUCACUUUUCUAUGAUUCAAAGACACAACCAACACAAAGGUUUAUAACUGGAUUAUUAGGAUUCAAAGGUGUUAUAUUUGAGUUCAGAGGUAUUCCAUCUUCUAGGUUCAAAGAAAACAAUUAA